AUGACGACCAUCUUGGCGGCCAUCUUGUUUCCUGGCAUCUGCCGCGGACUUAUUCUGCACGAAUCAUUUCCGGUAUUCAAUACUGAAACAUACGACGCCAAGCAAUCUGAUCAGCAUAAUUUAGAGGCAAAUCUCGUUAGCGUCAGAGCUAAUCUCAUUAACAUAAUUUAUGAGAGGGAGGAGGAGCUUAAGCGAGAACUCUCAAUAACCUGCCAAACGAACUACGUGUUAAACAUCUUGACGGCAACAUUCUACCUGACAAACUCAACAACGACACUGGCCACAGCUUGUGCUAACAUCAUCAACAGCGGCGACAACGACCACCAAAAUACCGAUAUUGAAAGUAGUAGUAGCGGCAGUAGUAGUACCAGUGUCGAAAGAAGCGCUUGUUUCGACUGCCAAAACGACGACCACGCAAGAAUCGUGCCGCCCAGAGGCUACUUAGCCAGCGUCGUGUCGCAACAAGAACGUGCUAACCAUCAAUGUGGCACCCUCAAAUGUCCUUGGACCUUUUCUUUCCCACCUGGAAAGGUUGUGAAUUUGACUGUAAUCGAAGCCGGGAGCUCUGGGUUGCAGCUAAAAUCUUCUGGCGAAUCCUCGUCGUCGUCGUCAUGUAGCCAAAGCCUGCUAAGUGUAAAAGAAUUGAGAAAAAAUUAUCCAUACUGUAGCGGUGAGAAUAGAGUCAACCACUUGCAUCUGAGUUUGAUCAAUUCAUUGGAGGUGAGUUUCAGUGAAGAUCGGCUUUCAGAUGUGAACCCCCAGUUUUUGGUCUACUACGAAGUCCUCGGGUGUGCAGACCUCACGCCCCCGAUGUACAGUCGGAUGAGGAGAAGAGGUGAGGUCACAACUAUCGACUGCCCCGGAACCGACAUUAGAUGGGAGGUCAAGUGCAUCAAUGGCUCGUGGCUGGACGAAAAAUUGAUCGGUACCUGCCCGAAGUUUCCAGGUUUAGUGGAUCCCGAGAUAGCUCCUCAGAAGUCGGAGAGUAUUUUCAAUACAUCCAUAUUUAAUAUGCCCACCGGCGUUUUAAUGGCGCUAGUCAUAUCCACAGCUGUCAUACUGGGUGUUCUUAUAAUGACCACUGGACUGGUUUGUUUAAAAAGGCAUCAAUUCGAGGUGAAGCACAAGGACGAUCCAAACGUAUACGGUGCAGCCUGUUCAGAAUUUGAAUUUAGAGAGAUGGGGGCGGCAGGUGCGUCCUUAUUGCACGGCAAGUCCCCCCUGAUGAACGGCCCCAAACCCAGAAGACCAUCAGCAGACCUUUUGGCCCGGGAUAACACGUACGCCAUGCAAGACAUGAAGAUGGACGCCCGACCUCUGCCAUCUCUCCCCAAUGCCACUUCGUCCCAAGAUAGCUGGAGGAGGAACGACGGAGGACAGGGACCCGUCCCGUACGGUGUAUUCCCGAGUAACCAAGUUCAAAACAGAGUCACAGUUCAGUUUCAUAGGGCCGACAACGGAGCAGAUGUGAUGGCCAGCGGUUAUCCGAUUCCUGGUGGAACGUACAGGGGCCGAUACCCACCCAACCAAUAUCCAUCAACAAUGCACUCUGGUCAGAUGCCCCAGCGAUAUAUGGGACCAGGCGGUACAAACACGGGCAGGUUCGACGCUAGAAGCAUGGCCCCUCAAAGGAGACCAUCAGGCUACGGCAACGCGGCACGCAUGCCAAACAGUUCCAACUACGACGCCAAUCAGGAUGACGGCAGCCAUUUAUACUUCGUUCUUGACGGCAAUGCAAAAGACGAAAGGAACGACCUAACCAUGGGCGGGGGCAUGCCCACCUCCACCCUUCCACAACCGCCACCCGCUCACCAACAGUUUCCCAUGGCUGCCGGAGUGAACCCGAGACUGCCACCUCCACCAGCAGGGGGUCAAAUCGGGAUGAUGACCCACCGUCACCAGCAGAGUACCGGGGGAGGGGUCGACCCGAGAUGUACGUGCGAUGACCACGGGGCUUUUAAGAGUUCUGGGUCGCUUAAUAACCAGCUAUGA
Helobdella robusta is the source of this 1992-nucleotide messenger RNA. RefSeq lists its product as hypothetical. Lineage: Eukaryota; Metazoa; Annelida; Clitellata; Rhynchobdellida; Glossiphoniidae. The transcript has 9 exons. Bases 1 to 1992 code for a protein of 663 amino acids. The record is from RefSeq and is a predicted model, not a curated record.